This is a messenger RNA of Botrytis cinerea B05.10, 630 nucleotides long. RefSeq lists its product as hypothetical. The record is from RefSeq and is a predicted model, not a curated record. The transcript has a single exon. The coding region runs from base 1 to 630 and encodes 209 amino acids. NCBI's taxonomy places the organism in Eukaryota, Fungi, Ascomycota, Leotiomycetes, Helotiales, Sclerotiniaceae. Gene Ontology annotation, molecular function: zinc ion binding; nucleic acid binding.
AUGGGAGACUCAAAUCACUGCGAGCUUGACGAUGUUGCAGGUUGGAAACAGAAGUUUGAAAAUUGGAGCCAGAACUUGCAUGAGACGGAACAUCUCAUGUCCUCAAGUGCGAACAUGAAUUAUACACACUCAUCCUCGAACCGUGCUGCUGUCACACCUACGCCAUCUGACCCUAUGGAUCUCGAUGCGUUUAAAACACAGAAUCGAGAUCAGCAGCGUGAGGAAGAACGUCGUCUCGGCCUUUGCCACUACUGUAAGAAACCGGGCCACUCGGUAUGGGACUGUAAUGCCAAGAAGCAAGCCGAUUCGCAGAGGGUAUCUAGAGGUUCCAAUAGGGGAUCUGUUGGUGGCCGCGGUGCAUACCGUGGUGCCCCUGGUCGUGCUAGUCAAUACUCUGGUAAUCGAAAUAGUUCCUACAACCGAAAUGACUUCCAGGAAUACGGUUCUGGAAACAACUACAACAACAAUGGCCAAGCCUCCCUUUAUCCAAGACAGCACCUGAAUGCACUUCAGGGAUUCGUAGAGGAUGAGUAUUUGGUACCAUCUGAGAGUGCUUCCAACACGCCUUCCAGAGAUACCUCAAUAUCAUCUAUCAAUGACUAUAAGGGAAAAGUCCAAUCUCCACACUAA